AUGUCGAAACUUAACAAAGAUGUGAUAUCCCUAAUAGUAAAAGAAUUGUAUGAUAAAAAUAAUACACUUUAUUCAUGUCUUUUAGUUAACAGGUCUUGGUAUGAAACGACUGUACCAAUUUUAUGGAAGGAUCUUUAUCGAUUUCUCUUAAAAGACAAAGCACUUAACAUUAUAAUUAAUGUGAUACUUUCAUAUUUAUCAGAAGAAUCAAGUGAUACUAAUUUGAGGAAUCAAGAUAUUGUACUUAUAAAUACAUAUCAACAACCUUUAUUUUAUUAUAUUAGUUAUUGGAAAUAUUUAAAUUUAGAUGUAUUAGAAAGAAUGAUAGAGGGUUUUGUAAUAGAUAAAACAAAUAUUGAUCAUUCCAAAAUUCCUAUUAUAGAAUCAGAAAUCAUAAAUAUAUUUAAUAGGAAUACAAAAUUUUUUUUCGGGUACAGAACUUUGUAUGGAUCCUUUUGUAGUAAUUCUAUUAGAAGCAACGACAUUUUAGCAGAAGAAUUGGAUAUAUUAAAUACAUCAAUUAAAAGUUUGAGUUUUGAUAUUUUAUGUGAUGGUGAUAAUCCUGAUAUCAUUAAAUUAAUUGAAAGUCAAAAAAAUUUAAAAAAAGUUAAAUUAUAUUUGCCGAUUAAUAAUGAAACAAUUGUCAGACCAAUUGAAGAGUCACUAAUUAAAUGUGCCGAUACUAUUCAAUAUUUGAGAAUAAAUUGGAGACCUGACACAAAAUUAUUUUCAUAUCUUGAAAAUUUAUUAAGUUUAGAAAUAAUCCAGACACAAAAAUUGGAAUUAUUUGGAAAAGAUAUCUUUACCUCUUUCAAAAUAUCUAAAAGCUCAACGCGUCCCAUCUAA
This is a messenger RNA of Rhizophagus irregularis DAOM 181602=DAOM 197198, 846 nucleotides long. RefSeq lists its product as uncharacterized. The record is from RefSeq and is a predicted model, not a curated record. NCBI's taxonomy places the organism in Eukaryota, Fungi, Glomeromycota, Glomeromycetes, Glomerales, Glomeraceae.